Messenger RNA from Drosophila teissieri, 2992 nucleotides. RefSeq names its product E3 ubiquitin-protein ligase ariadne-1 (gene ari-1). NCBI's taxonomy places the organism in Eukaryota, Metazoa, Arthropoda, Insecta, Diptera, Drosophilidae. The transcript is spliced from 8 exons. Gene Ontology annotation, molecular function: ubiquitin conjugating enzyme binding; zinc ion binding; ubiquitin protein ligase activity. Gene Ontology annotation, biological process: ubiquitin-dependent protein catabolic process; protein polyubiquitination; positive regulation of proteasomal ubiquitin-dependent protein catabolic process. The coding region runs from base 559 to 2073 and encodes 504 amino acids. The record is from RefSeq and is a predicted model, not a curated record. Gene Ontology annotation, cellular component: cytoplasm; ubiquitin ligase complex; nucleus.
AUGGGAAAAAAGCACAAACAGGCGCACGCAGCUCUCUUUCGCACACACUUUACUCCACUGUGCGAGCGCGUGUGUGUGUGUGUUAUUUUUUGAGAAAAGCAAAGAGAGCAAGUGAGAACCAACACCGAUGCAAAUCAUUUUGUUGGCUUUAUGCCAGCACGCAGCGUUUCCAACCAGCAGAGAAUAAAACAAGUUAGUGCACAAAAAGAAACAGGAGCUGUGCACAAACUGCACCGAGCAAACGCAACUGGCCACGCCAUUGUGAGGGCAACAACAAUAACAACUGGCGAAAAGGGCUGCGCAAAAACGUAAACAAAAGCAAGUUGAAAACGGGGCAAAGAAAAAGGCAAAAGCAAAUGCAAAUGCAAAAGUAAAACCAAAGGAAAGCCAGUGGAAAACAAAGCCUCGAAAGCUGAAGACAAAGAGGAACGGAAGUGGAGCGGGGAGGCCAACGAGCGCAAGAGGAACAGGAAGAGGAAGAGAGAAGAAGGAGCAGCAGAAGCAGCAGCAGCACCAGCAGCUGAAGCAGAAGCAGAAGCGCAAAACAGAAUCCGAAAAAUGGACUCGGACAAUGACAAUGAUUUCUGCGAUAAUGUCGAUUCGGGCAACGUUUCCUCGGGCGACGACGGCGAUGACGACUUCGGCAUGGAGGUGGACCUGCCGAGCUCCGCGGAGCGCCAGCUGGACCAAGAUGACUACCAGUACAAGGUGCUCACCACCGAUGAGAUUGUGCAACACCAGCGGGAGAUCAUCGACGAAGCCAAUCUGCUGCUAAAGCUACCCACACCCACUGCGCGGAUACUGCUUAAUCACUUCAAGUGGGACAAGGAGAAGCUAUUGGAGAAGUACUUCGACGACAACACCGAGGAGUUCUUCAAAUGCGCACACGUCAUAAAUCCUUUCAACAACGCCACCGAAGCGGUCAGACAAAAGACCACACGAAGUCAGUGCGAAGAGUGCGAAAUAUGCUUUUCACUGCUCCCGCCAGAUUCCAUGACCGGGCUGGAGUGCGGACACCGCUUCUGCAUGAUCUGUUGGCACGAGUAUCUGUCAACGAAGAUCGUGACGGAGGGUCUGGGCCAGACCAUUUCGUGCGCGGCGCACGGCUGUGAUAUACUGGUGGACGACGUGACCGUCACCAAGCUGGUGAUGGACGCACGGGUGCGGGUCAAGUACCAGCAGCUGAUCACCAAUAGCUUUGUGGAGUGCAACCAGCUGCUGCGCUGGUGUCCGUCCGUUGACUGCACCUAUGCGGUGAAGGUGCCGUACGCGGAGCCCCGUCGCGUCCACUGCAAGUGCGGCCAUGUCUUCUGCUUCGCCUGCGGCGAGAACUGGCACGAUCCGGUCAAGUGUCGUUGGCUGAAGAAGUGGAUCAAGAAGUGCGACGACGACUCGGAGACGUCCAACUGGAUCGCGGCCAAUACCAAAGAGUGUCCCAAGUGCAGCGUGACCAUUGAGAAGGACGGCGGCUGCAACCACAUGGUGUGCAAGAACCAGAACUGCAAGCACGAGUUCUGCUGGGUCUGCCUCGGUUCCUGGGAGCCGCACGGCUCCUCCUGGUACAACUGCAACCGCUAUGACGAGGACGAGGCCAAGACCGCCCGCGAUGCUCAGGAGAAGCUGCGCUCCUCGCUGGCCAGAUAUCUCCACUACUAUAAUCGCUACAUGAACCACAUGCAGUCGAUGAAGUUUGAGAACAAAUUGUAUGCAUCUGUGAAGCAAAAAAUGGAGGAGAUGCAGCAGCACAACAUGUCAUGGAUUGAGGUGCAGUUUCUGAAAAAGGCUGUCGACAUACUUUGCCAGUGCCGUCAGACUCUCAUGUACACGUACGUGUUUGCAUAUUACUUGAAAAAGAACAAUCAAUCCAUGAUAUUCGAGGAUAAUCAAAAGGACUUGGAGUCGGCAACCGAGACGUUGUCGGAGUAUUUGGAACGUGAUAUUACAUCCGAGAAUUUGGCUGAUAUUAAGCAGAAAGUGCAAGAUAAAUACAGGUAUUGUGAAAAGCGGUGCUCUGUUCUGCUGAAGCACGUGCACGAGGGGUACGACAAGGAGUGGUGGGAGUACACAGAAUGACGAGAGUCAUGGCUGGAUAACUAAGCUAAGCCUAGCGGCAGGCAAUCGGAAUGUAGUGCCCGCUAAACGCCUCCACAUCCAGCAUCCGAAAUGCACCACACACUGUCCCCAUCCACAUAGCGACCAAUACCCACCCACCCUCACACACACACACCUACUCCCACACCCACACCGAAAUCGAAGCCGAAGAAGUUGAACAGAAGUUAAGGAUAAUGCAGAAGCUACACAGAAAGGCAAAAGGAAGGAAACACGGAACUCCCACAUGAUAAAUCCCCCCACACAAGAGUUGCAAAGCAAAAUUGAAGCCAUUUCAGAAACACUGUGAAGCCAGAAGGAAAUCAACAUAAAACCGUAAUAUAUAUGAAUAUAUAUAAUGAUAUAUAUAUUUCUUCGUAAAGAGCAGCAGCAGCAGCAGGACACGAAGCAGGACAGGAUCAGAUAGACACUACCACACACAUACACACACACACAGAGAACCAGUCACAAGGAUCAGCAGCAGCAUAUAUAUAUAGUAAAUAAUCAACAGUUACAAACUUAUUUGAUGUUAACCGAUUGCAAAGAGAUCUUCAUGUUAUCAAAACCUAAAGAAAAACGAAACAAAAAAUGAAAAAUUAGUGAAUUCAAAGCUACACGAAUGAGAAACCAACAAUAGAACCUAAACUUAUGUGAAAUAAACUACACAUGUAAGAAACACUCGCCCAGCUUCCUUCCCACCUGCCCAACUUCCUUCGACCUUCUACGUCCCGUUCUAAACCCGUUUAGGCUUGAGGUUAGCGUUAUUGUUCUUUAGUUUCAAUCUCAGACCCAGUUCGAUUUUGAAUUUCGAAUUUCUUCCAGUUUGUUAAGCUUUUUUUUUUUUGUAAUGAUUUUCCCUCUUUUUAUUUUGUUUUCUGUUCAAUAAACAAUUGUGCCUAGCAUA